Molecule: messenger RNA, 1232 nt
Organism: Pseudophryne corroboree (corroboree frog)
Lineage: Eukaryota; Metazoa; Chordata; Amphibia; Anura; Myobatrachidae
Gene: TXNL1
Product: thioredoxin like 1
Exons: 8
Coding region: 163-1032 (289 amino acids)
Cellular component (GO): cytosol
Molecular function (GO): protein-disulfide reductase activity
Source: RefSeq, a predicted model, not a curated record
GAGAUGGCCGCCGCGCGCGCAGAGUCACGCGUGCCGGCAUUCCGCCGCGGUGCAUUGUGGGGGGAGCAGCAGCAGCAGCCAGGGCCCGGCCGUGACGCGGCAGAAACAGCAGCAGCAGCCGCCGGUGUGUGAGAGACUGAGCGCUACACGGAGCUGCUGAACAUGGUGGGAGUGAAGGUGAUCGGGGCCGACGCCGACUUCCAGCCUGAGCUGAGCGCUGCCGGCUCCCGGCUAUGUGUGGUCAAGUUCACCAUGAGAGGGUGUGCCCCAUGUGUGAGGAUAGCUGCGGUGUUCACGUCUCUGAGUAAUAAGUACCCACAAGCCGUCUUUCUGGAAGUAGAUGUCCACGUGUGCCAAGCAACAGCUGCUGCCAACAAUAUAUCUGCGACUCCCACGUUUUUAUUCUUCCGAAAUAAAGUAAAAAUUGAUCAGUACCAAGGAGCCGACGCUGCUGGAUUAGAAGAGAAAAUCAAACAACACUUAGAGAACGAUCCAGGGAACAACGAGGACAACGAUAUUCCAAAAGGCUACAUGGAUUUAAUGCCGUUUGUAAACAAAGCUGGAUGUGAAUGUCUUAAUGAAAGCGAUGACAACGGAUUUGAAAACUGUUUACGGAAAGAUACGACGUACCUAGAAUCAGACUGUGAUGAGCAGCUCCUGAUCACUGUAGCUUUUAACCAGCCCGUUAAGUUGUACUCCAUGAAACUCCAUGGUCCAGAUAAUGGGCAAGGUCCAAAGUAUGUAAAAAUCUUCAUAAACCUCCCUCGGUCGAUGGACUUUGAUGAAGCAAUGAGGAGUGAACCCACUCAAGCCUUUGAAUUGACAGCAGAUGAUAUUAAAGAGGAGAGCAUUAUACAGCUACGCUAUGUAAAGUUUCAGAAUGUAAACAGUGUAACGCUAUUUGUCCAGUCCAAUCAGGGUGAUGAGGAGGCUACAAGAAUCUCAUACUUUACUUUUAUUGGGACCCCGGUACAGGCUACAAAUAUGAACGACUUCAAGAGAGUUGUAGGAAAGAAAGGAGAAAGCCACUGAGAAGACUGCGCUCAUUUCGGAAAGACGAUGGGACAUUCUGGGUCACCGGGACAAGUGUUGUCUUCAAGAGAAUUAAUGUUUCAGUCAGAAUAUUACCAAUAAAUCAUUGCUUUUUGUUACGUCGCGUUUCAUAACCAUGAUUUUAUUUAAAAUCGGGCUAUUCACAUUUGUAAAUAAAUAAGACUACUUUUGCCAAAUUA